CCAGAGUUCCUCGCGGCGGCAGCCGUAAAGCGCGGCGGUCGAACGGCCGGUUCCGGCUGAAUGUCAGUGCGGGUCUGUGGGCCGGGGAGCAAGGUGCUUGGCGGUCUCUCCACCGUCCCCGCCGCUGCCGCUGGGCUUGAGAUGUCGUCGCGGACGCCGGGCCGCUGGUCGGAUCGGACAUGAAACCGUGAGGCGGGCGACGGGGCUGGUCCGCGGACAUGUUUGGCCGCUCACGGAGCUGGGUGGGCGGGGGCCACGGCAAGUCCUCCCGCAACAUCCACUCCUUGGACCACCUGAAGUACCUGUACCAUAUUUUAACAAAAAACACCACUGUCACAGAACAGAACCGGAACCUGCUUGUGGAGACCAUCCGUUCCAUCACUGAGAUCCUGAUUUGGGGAGAUCAAAAUGACAGCUCUGUGUUUGACUUCUUCCUGGAGAAGAACAUGUUUGUUUUCUUCUUGAACAUUCUGCGGCAGAAAUCAGGCCGAUAUGUGUGUGUGCAGCUGCUACAGACCUUGAACAUUCUCUUUGAGAACAUCAGCCACGAGACCUCGCUCUAUUAUUUGCUGUCUAAUAACUAUGUAAAUUCGAUCAUUGUCCAUAAAUUUGACUUUUCCGACGAGGAGAUCAUGGCGUAUUACAUAUCGUUCCUGAAAACACUUUCAUUAAAGCUCAACAACCACACUGUCCAUUUCUUUUACAAUGAGCACACCAAUGACUUUGCCCUGUACACAGAAGCCAUCAAGUUCUUCAAUCAUCCCGAAAGCAUGGUUCGAAUUGCUGUAAGAACCAUCACCUUGAAUGUCUAUAAAGUGGAUAACCAGGCCAUGCUGCACUACAUCCGAGACAAAACUGCUGUCCCGUACUUCUCCAAUUUGGUCUGGUUCAUUGGGAGCCACGUGAUCGAACUUGACAACUGUGUGCAGACGGAUGAGGAGCACCGGAAUCGAGGGAAACUGAGUGACCUGGUGGCUGAGCACCUGGACCACCUGCACUAUCUCAACGACAUCCUGAUCAUCAACUGCGAGUUCCUCAACGACGUGCUCACGGACCACCUGCUCAACAGGCUGUUCCUGCCGCUCUACGUGUACUCUCUAGAGAACCCCGACAAGGGAGGAGAACGGCCAAAAAUCAGCCUGCCUGUGUCCCUCUAUCUUCUCUCCCAGGUCUUCCUCAUUAUACAUCACGCCCCGCUGGUGAACUCUCUGGCUGAAGUCAUUUUGAAUGGUGAUCUAUCUGAGACAUACGCAAAGCCAGCACAGGAUGUUCCCAGAAGUUCUGCCAAGCCCAGCAUCCGGUGCUUCAUUAAGCCCACUGAGACACUCGAGCGCUCCCUCGAGAUGAACAAGCACAAGGGCAAGAAGCGGAUGCAAAAGAGACCCAACUACAAAAACGUUGGGGAGGAGGAGGACGAGGAGAGAGGGUCUGCUGAAGAUGCCCCGGAAGACGCUGAGAAGACUAAAGGUACAGAGGGUGGUUCAGAAAGCAUGAAGACAAGUGGGGAGCGCGAAGAGAUUGAGAUGGUGGUCAUGAAGCUUGGCAAACUGUCAGCGGUGGCCGCGGCUGGGACUGCAGUGCAGGAGCAGAACACCACCGAUGAGGAGAAGAGCGCCGCCACCACCUCAGAGGAUGCGCAGUGGAGCAGACCCUUCCUGGAUAUGGUGUACCAUGCCCUGGACAGCCCUGACGAGGACUAUCACGCCCUCUUCGUGCUCUGCCUCCUGUACGCCAUGUCUCAUAACAAAGGCAUGGAUCCUGAAAAACUAAAACGAAUCCAGCUCCCAGUGCCAAGUGAGGCUGAGAAAACCACCUACAACCAUCUGCUGGCCGAGAGACUCAUCAGGAUCAUGAACAAUGCUGCCCAACCAGAUGGCAGGAUCCGGUUAGCUACACUGGAGCUCGGCUGCCUGCUCCUGAAGCAGCAAGUGCUGACCAGCUCUGGCUGUGUCAUCAAGGAUGUGCACCUGGCCUGUCUGGAGGGUGCAAGAGAAGAGAGUGUCCACCUUGUUCGUCAUUUCUAUAAGGGAGAAGAGAUUUUUUUGGACAUGUUUGAAGAUGAGUACAGGAGCAUGACAAUCAAGCCCAUGAAUGUGGAAUAUCUCAUGAUGGAUGCUUCCAUCCUCCUGCCCCCAACGGGCACGCCACUGACUGGCAUUGACUUUGUGAAGCGGCUGCCAUGUGGUGAUGUGGAGAAGACGAGACGGGAGAAGUUCCCAGAAGCGGGAUUUCUGGUUCAAAGGGCCAUCCGGGUAUUCUUCAUGCUGCGUUCCCUGUCACUGCAGCUGCGAGGGGAACCUGAGACCCAAUUGCCACUGACUCGGGAGGAGGACCUGAUCAAAACAGAUGAUGUCUUGGAUCUGAAUAACAGUGACUUGAUCGCUUGCACAGUCAUCACGAAGGAUGGCAGUAUGGUCCAGCGGUUCCUGGCUGUGGACAUUUACCAGAUGAGCCUGGUGGAGCCUGACGUGUCCAGACUCGGCUGGGGAGUGGUCAAGUUUGCUGGCCUUCUGCAGGACAUGCAGGUGACAGGAGUGGAGGAUGACAGCCGUGCCCUGAACAUCACCAUUCACAAGCCUGCCUCCAGUCCACACUCCAAGCCCUUCCCUAUCCUGCAGGCCACCUUCGUGUUCUCUGAUCAUAUCCGCUGCAUUAUUGCCAAGCAGCGCCUGGCUAAGGGCCGCAUCCAGGCCAGGCGCAUGAAGAUGCAGAGAAUAGCUGCCCUUCUGGACCUCCCAAUCCAGCCGACAACAGAAGUCCUGGGAUUUGGACUCUGCUCCUCCUCCUCCCAGCACCUGCCUUUCCGUUUCUAUGAGCAGUGCCGCAGAGGCAGCAGUGACCCCACAGUGCAGCGCUCUGUGUUUGCAUCCGUGGACAAGGUGCCAGGCUUUGCUGUGGCCCAGUGCAUAAACCAGCAUAGCUCUCCGUCCCUGUCAUCACCAUCACCACCGUUUGCCAGUGGGAGCCCCGGUGGCAGUGGGAGCACCAGCCACUGCGACUCAGGAGGCUCUUCCUCAGCACCCUCAGCAACCCAGAGCCCGGCAGAUGCCCCCACAACGCCACAACAGCCUCAGCCUCACCUGGACCAGUCAGUGAUUGGGAAUGAAAUGGACGUCAACUCCAAGCCCAGCAAGACCUCGUCGGCCAGGAGCUCUGAGGGGGAGACCAUGCACCUGUCCCCCAGCCUCCUCCCCGCCCAGCAGCCUACCAUCUCCUUGCUCUAUGAGGACACUGCUGACACACUGAGCGUCGAGUCGCUGACUCUUGUCCCCCCAGUCGAUCCCCACAGCCUCCGAGCCCUCUCUGGCAUUUCCCAGCUCCCUGCACUGCCUGCAGCAGAUUCAGAGACCCCAGCUGAGGAUGCUGAAAACCCAGAGCCCGCAGGUCCCACAGAGCACUGAGUGGGCACCAGAGAUCUCCCUUUGUGUGUGCGGCCCGCUGGUAGGGACCCCCAUGCAGUUUGUGACAGCAAGACACACGGGAGCACCCACAAUUCUCCAGGAAACUAUCCCUCAUUCCUUUCCCACGAGACAGCAGCCAAGCACUCAUUUGCUUUAACCUCGCUGCGUAGGCUGGGACGGCCUCCUGUUUGGAGACGAUGACUAUGAUGACUAUGACGCUGGCCACCUCAGAGGGGUCCGGGUCCCUGUCCCGACCCUGACAGCCGCCGCAGGGGUGGGGUCCGCUGGCGCCUCCUUCAGGCAGCUCCUCGGCUUCUCCCAGUGUGCACAGGCACGGACGGACAAGGGGACUUUGGGUAGAAAUCUGUGGAGAAGCAAACCUAGAUAAACAUCUCUAUGGGCUAUUUAUUUCUGUUUUUGGCAACAGAUGAAGAGAUUUAUUUUAAAAGAAUCUAUUUGGGGGGAGGGGCAAGAGGAAUAGGUUCUCGCCCAUAGGCUUGUUGACGUUGGAAGUGUCGGCUGUUAAGAUUCCUUGUCCUUAGAACUUUUCCAUGUUUCUAUUCUGAAGCUGUGGCUGUCCCUUUCUCUCUUUUCCUGAGGGAUUCUUCGUUCUCCUGUCCCCAACUCUACAAUCCUAUGGGGUGAUGAAGCCUCGCUGAAACACUGAGAACUUCUGAACAAAGUGAGAGAGCUAAGCAUGCUCAGGUCGCAUGGGCGAGAGGCCAGGAGCCUCUGCUCUCUAAGCUGGACGAUGUCUGCUCAGGACACCGCACAGGCACAGCUUCCAGCAGGCUCGCUUCCUCCUCUCUUUGUCCAAGAGGGAUCCAUUAGUCCUAGUGCCCGUGACAGGGAUCAAAGGACAGCUUCCCAAGAUGCAAGUGGGUGCCUGCCUAGGGCCCAGCUGCAAAGCGGGAAGCCAAAAGCAAAAUCCCGCCCUCUCCCCGCCCCCACCCCUUCCUUUGCUGCCACCACACAGCUUGUUUCAAAGCCCUGUAGUUGUAGGCAUGUGCCAGAAGGACCAGAUCUGUCCAGUCAGGCCCCGCCUUCCUCUGCUCAGCAGUCAGGUCACCGCGUGAGCGAGCGAGCGAGCGAGCGAGGCUCCAUGGCCUUCUAUGGCUUUCCUGCAGAUUUGGCCUCACAGUUUCAGUAUCCACCAGAGGCGAGCCACAGGGGUACCCCUGGGACACGUGUCACCAUCUGCUCAUCACCAGACCUUGACACUCUUAAGUUGACUUUCCUGCAGGCCCCAAUGCUCAGUUUUCCAAGGGAAAGCAGUGCUCCCUAGGAAGGUGGUGGUACCCAUGUGGACUGGUUUCUCUGGUCUUUAAAAGGUCCAGUGGGCAUGCUGUCAAAGACACGAGAUGGUCUGAAACAGAAGGCUGGGUCAGGAAGGCAACCAAGCUUGCCUAGAGGCAGCCACCCCAAAGGCCCUGGCAAAGAGGAUGCUCUGGGAUACUUAGCCCUGGAAAGAGAGGAGACUGAUGGCCACUGAAAUCAAGAGCUCUCCGUACCCAACCUCGGGUGUUCCUGCUUAUUUGCAGGGAGGGGGUAGACAAAGGAGCAGGCUAGCCCUGUCUUUAGCACAACUGUACGCUAUAGAUUUUGAAAUGACAGUCCCUAGGGUAGCAUAAAUGUUACACGGUUCAAGUGACUCUCCACCCUGCAGUGUGGUCUCCAGAGAGAAGCCUACAGCCACCCUAACCCACUAUCUGGGUAGGCCGCAUCCUUCUGUGACUAGCCUCUUCUUUGCAAUUCGGAGGUUUCAAGAAGGGAAAAGAUUGUGCCCAAGGUGGUCAGGAAGCCCUGAAAGGGUAGCUGCUGUGUAAAAUCACCAAAAACAGGCCUGUCCCCACAGCUGGCUUGUCAGGUUGCUCUCAGAGGGUUCCUGCAGCCAGGAGUCUAGGGCUCACCUCCAGGCGAGCAGAUGUGGGCUUCCUGUGAGAGAGCUAUGGCCACUGCUGACAAGGGGUGGGGUCCUGGAGGAAGCAGCAGGGCUCUGAGGGACACUUUGUCACCUAGGUCUUGGUGGUGUUGGCUACAGCCCGGUCUUCAGGAGCACUCUGUCAGCUUGGCAGCUGUGCUCUCCAGAGACCUAGCCAGCGAGAACCUACUGGGUCUCUACAGGUCCCACAGCUCCUGACCUGGAGCUCCCAGAGUCAGCCUCCAAGGUCCUUAGUCCCGGCUCCCACCCAGGCCAUGCAUGCCUUGUCCACCCUGGUCUCCCUCCCUUCUGCAACUGCCCCAGGACAGACUAGCAGAGCUAGCUUCUAACCCUCACCUCAGCCUUGAUCGGCACCAUGGCAGCAUGCAGUGCUGCCUCUUCCUGGUUGGAGUCCAAGGCAGGUGGGACACUUCCCACAGGUCAGACUCAGUGUGGUGGUGAGAGCCCUCUGUGGAAGUGGUGGAGAGGCUUCCAGCGCAGACCACUCUGCUGCUCUACCCACCAAGCCCUUGCAUUGCCAGGAACUGGCUGACUGCAUCCUAAGGAUGGCAUUGGUUUCUCUGCGGCCUCUGACAUGCAGUUGUAAAUAAGGCGUGGAUAAACCAAGUCCGAGCUUUUGUAAAUGCAAUAAAUAUAUUUCACACAGUCACAAUGGGCAGAAGGUUAAAUUCUUCCCUCAGAGCUGAAACUGUGAGGAAAGGGGGUGGGGGGCAGAGUUGGGAAGGUCUGGCCAGGGAAGUGCCUGCUUCUGCCAGCAGGACCGAACCUGGGGGGAGAAAUGAAAGCUAGAACUUUCUUGUAAUUUGAAACUUGGCAAUAAAAAGUAAAACCAA
This is a messenger RNA of Apodemus sylvaticus (European woodmouse), 6176 nucleotides long. It is a transcript of the gene Clec16a, whose product is annotated as C-type lectin domain containing 16A. The transcript has 24 exons. The coding region runs from base 219 to 3401 and encodes 1060 amino acids. Gene Ontology annotation, cellular component: endolysosome membrane; late endosome. Gene Ontology annotation, biological process: regulation of autophagosome maturation; endosomal transport; endosome to lysosome transport. The record is from RefSeq and is a predicted model, not a curated record. NCBI's taxonomy places the organism in Eukaryota, Metazoa, Chordata, Mammalia, Rodentia, Muridae.